CACGCUCUCCCCAGCUACAACACCAUACUGUGGUAUCGGCAGGUAGAACACGCUCUCCCCAGCUACAACACCAUACUGUGGUAUCAGCAGGUAGAACACGCUCUCCCCAGCUACAACACCAUGCUGUGGUAUCAGCAGGUAGAACACGCUCUCCCCAGCUACAACACCAUGCUGUGGUAUCAGCAGGUAGAACACGCUCUCCCCAGCUACAACACCAUGCUGUGGUAUCAGCAGGUAGAACACGCUCUCCCCAGCUACAACACCAUGCUGUGGUAUCGGCAGGUAGAACACGCUCUCCCCAGCUACAACACCAUGCUGUGGUAUCAGCAGGUAGAACACGCUCUCCCCAGCUACAACACCAUACUGUGGUAUCAGCAGGUAGAACACGCUCUCCCCAGCUACAACACCAUGCUGUGGUAUGGUGAGGUAUACCUAGAGAUUGAAGCUGCUCUGAUAUAUCUACCAUGAUGGGGUAUACCUAGAGACUGAAGCUGCUCUGAAACAGGGAGAACACUUCUCAAGUACCUGUACAUACGUCUCGCGAUCAGACACUGAUAAGAUAAUGAUUAGUCCAGACUGUGAGUGAGGAGGUGCCUAAGGUUGUCGGAGGAUGACACCUAGUGGGUCGCUCCGGAACUGCGACCCCCUCCUGUAAAUGCGAACCCCUCCUGUAAAAGAUCCUGGUUGACGUGCUCCGUUUGCUCGUUCGACUGUGGAUGGAAGCCGGAAGACAUCCUUACGGAGGCGCCGAUGCAGGUUGCGAAUGCCUUCCAGAACCUGGAGGCGAACUGAGGACCCCGAUCCGACACCACAUCUUGGGGAAGGCCGUGGACCCGGAAAAAGUGCUGCACAACCAACUUAGCCGUCUCCCAGGCCGACUGGAGUUUGAGAAGGGGAAUGAAGUGGGCAGCCUUCGAAAACCGGUCCACAACGACCAGGAUGACUUUGUAUCCAUCAAAUGGGCGUAGGGCGGAAAUGAAAUCCAGCUUGAUGUGACCCCAAGAGCGCUUGGGGAUAGGCAGGGGUCGGAGCAGUCCUGCCGCGGGCUGACGUGAGCUCUUCGUGCCUGCGCACAAUGGGCAAUCAGCCACGAAGGCGCGCGUAUCCCCCUCAGCUGAUGGCCACCAGAACCUCCUAUGCAGGAACUCCAACGUCCUGGCGCGGUCAGACGCGUGCGCCCACUGAAGCAGUCGCGAGCGCGCAGCCUUGUGUACAUACAUCCUCCCCGAUGGACCUCUGCCCGGAUUGGGCUCCCGCCGUAGCGCUGCUCUGACCAGCCUAUCAAUUCCCCAUGAAACUGGGGCAGGAAUCAGGGCGUUGGGGACAAUGGGGUCGUCCCUCUCCACCAGGUCCACGGGUCUUGGAGUUCUUCGACCCCGGACGGUACGAGAUCAUGAACCGGAACCUGGUGAAGAACAACGCCCACCUGGCCUGGCGCGAGUUGAGCCUCUUGGCCCCCUGAAUGUAGGCUAAGUUCUUGUGGUCAGUACAUACGACGAAUGGAUGGGCGGCCCCCUCUAGCCAAUACCUCCACUCCCCCAGGGCGAGCUUGACCGCAAGCAGCUCACGGUUCCCCACGUCGUAAUUCCACUCCGCCGCGGACAGCCGACGGGAGAAAAACACGCAGGGGUGAGUCUUACCGUCCGUGAGGAACUGCUGGGACAGGAUUGCUCCCACAGCAACAUCUGAAGCAUCCACCUCCACAAUGAACGGCAAGGACGAAUCAGGAUGCCUUAGCGCUGCUUAAGCGCAUCAAAUGCCAUCCCCGCUUCCGGGUUCCAGGCGAAGGAGCGCACGUUCAUCUGGGUAAGGGCUGUCAGGGGAGCGGCUAGGUAGCUAAAAUUGCUAAUAAAUUGCCUAUAAAAAUUAGUGAACCCUAAAAACCGUUGUAGUUGCUUGAGGGAUGAGGGCUGGGGCCAAUCCAGUACUGCGCUGACCUUGGCUGGGUCCAUCCGUUGGUCCCCCUGGGUGACGAUGAACCCCAGAAAGUAGACUGUCUCUGUGUCGAACACGCACUUCUCCGCCUUGACGUAGAGCUGGUGACGGAAAAGGCGUUGGAGGACCUGCCGAACGUGCUGCUGGUGUUCACACAUGUCCUUUGAAAAUAUUAGGAUGUCAUCCAAAUACACGAAGAUGCUGUAGUCGAGGAGGUCCCGGAGCACGUCAUUGACCAACGCCUGGAACAAAGCAGGCGCGUUGGCUAGACCAAACGGCAUGACUUGGUACUCGUAAUGCCCAGUGGGUGUGUUAAAAGCCGUCUUCCACUCGUCCCCCUCCCGAAUCCUCACCGGGUUGUAGGCAUUUAGUAAGUCCAGCUUGGUGAAGACCCGGGCUCCCUGCAACGACUCGAAUGCUGUCGUCAUCAGGGGGAGUGGGUAGCGGUUCUUAACAGUGAUGUCGUUGAGCGCACGGUAAUCAAUGCACAGCCGCUGCCCACCAUCCUUUUUCCCCACGAAGAAGAAGCCCGUGCCCGUGGGUGAGAUAGAGGGACGGAUGUGACCCUCGACAAGCGCAUCAUCGAUAUACUCCCUCAUGGCCAGCGUCUCCGGCCGGGACAAGGAAAAUAAUCGCCCUCGUGUGGGCAUGGCACCCGGCAGGAGAUCGAUAGCGCAGUUGUAAGGCCUGUGAGGAGGUAGACCCUUGGCACACCUCUUACUAAACACCUCCCCCAGAUCCCAAUACUCCUGGGGAAUGCCUGCCAGGUCUGGGCCGGUGACGGAGUCUGUGGGCGGUAGGCGGUUCGGAGUGCAGGACCUGGUGGUCUGGGAUGGUGGUUUGGGCUGAUGAGUGGUCGGUGGAGACCGGAACAGGACGGAGGAAGAGCCUCCCUUCAGGAUGAGGCACCAUGUGGACCAGCCUAUCCGGGGUUUGUGGGUGACCAGCCAGGGGUGCCCGAGGACAAGGGGACACUCCGGAGAGUCCACAAUGAAAAACUGGAUAUCUUCCCAUAGCCCCCCUGCCACCCGGACACGCACGGGGACAGUGCGCCGGGUUAUGAAGCCCGACCCCAACGACCAGCCGUCCAGGCCCAUGACCGGAACUGGCUCGGAGAGGGAGAGUAACGGAACGCUCCACCCUUGGGCCAGCCCCGCGUCCAUCAGGUUUUCCGCGGCCCCCGAAUCCAACAGUGCAUGCACCCGAUGCGCAGCGCGGGCCAAUUGAACCCUGACGGGGAGAAAAGUCUGGGAGUCUCUGGGGUUAGGAUUUCAGUUCCGGCUCGCUAGCACCCCUCCCAAUAUUAGCGAGCCCUCCCGUUUCCCGGCUUCUCUGGGCAUGAGUCACAGUGGUAACCUGCAUGGCCGCAGUACAGGCAAUGUCCCUUGCACAGACGUCUCUGCUUCUCCAUCCUGGACAAGCACGCCUUGCGUCAUCCCACCUUCGUGUGCCCUCUUACGAUGCCGAUUGUCUACCCGCACCGAGAGGUCGACGAGGCCGUCCUGUCGCUCAGGCAGCUCCCUGAAGGAGAGUUCGUCCAUCAUCCCCUCUGAUAGCCUCUGCGCAUAAAGGACGACCAGGGCUGCCUCCUCCCAUCCUGCCCCUCGAGCCCGUGUCCGGAACUCCACGGAUUAGUCCGCAACCGAACGGUCACCCUGCCAACAGGCCGUGAGCCGCCUCCCGGCCUCGUGCCCCGACACCACCCGAGAAGUGUCUAACACCUUGCGGAGCUAGAGACUAAAGCUGCUCUGAUAUGCGGUGGACAACCUGGACGCUUUUCUGACCAGGGAUUUUCACCGUCGGUGCCCUGACCGACCCGCUCCGCGUUCCUGUGGUUGUCCCCGAGGCCGGUGUCGUCCCACUGGGGGUGGGGGGUACUGUCACGGAUCCCCCCAGUACUAAUGCUAAUUCGGUUUACCAGCUCCAGAGGUCUACGUCACCGGCCUUCUAGGCGUCACUGACCUGGUUCAUUACCACCAACCCCAGACUGUCUUGUCUCAUUACGCACACCUGGUUCCCAUUCCCCCUGAUUAGUAUGUGUAUAUACAGUGCCUUGCAAAAGUAUUCAUCACCCUUGGCAUUUUUCCUAUUUUGUUGCAUUACAACCUGUAAUUUAAAUGGAUUUUAAUUUGAAGUUUCCAAAUUGGUGAAGUGAAAUAAAAAAUAUAACUUGUUUAAAAAAAUUCGGAAAAAUAAAUAACGGAAACGUUGUGCGUGCAUAUGUAUUCACCCCCUUUGCUAUGAAGCCCCUAAAUAAGAUCUGGUGCAUCCAAUUACCUUCAGAAGUCACAUAAUUAGUUAAAUAAAGUCCACCUGUGUGCAAUCUAAGUGUCACAUGAUCUGUCACAUGAUCUCAGUAUAUAUACACCUGUUCUGAAAGGCCCCAGAGUCUGCAACACCACUAAGCAAGCGGCACCAUGAAGACCAAGGAGCUCUCCAAACAGGUCAGGGACAAAGAUGUGGAGAAGUACAGAUAAGGGUUCGGUUAUAAAAAAUAUCAGAAACUUUGAACAUCCCACGGAGCACCAUUAAAUCCAUUAUUAAAGAAUUGAAAGAAUAUGUCACCACAACAAACCUUUCAAGAGAGGGCCGCCCACCAAUACUCACGGACCAGGCAAGGAGGGCAUUAAUCAGAGAGGCAACAAAGAAACCAAAGAUAACCCUGAAGGAGCUGCAAAGCUCCACAUAGGAGAUUGGAAUAUUUGUCCAUAGGACCACUUUAAGCCGUACACUCCACAGAGCUGGGCUUUACGGCGGAAGAGUGGCCAGAAAUAUGCCAUUGCUUAAAGAAAAAAAUAAGCAAACACGUUUGAUGUUUGCCAAAAGGCAUGUGGGAGACUCCCCAAACAUAUGGAAAAAGGCACUCUGGUCAGAUGAGUCUAAAAUUGAGCUUUUUGGCCAUCAAGGAAAUCGCUAUGUCUGGCGCAAACCCAACACCUCUCAUCACCCCGAGAACACCAACCCCACAGUGAAGCACGGUGGUGGCAGCAUCAUGCUGUGGGGAUGUUUUUCUUAGGGACUGGGAAACUGGUCAGAAUUGAAGGAAUGAUGGAUGGCGCUAAAUACAAGGAAAUUCUUGAGGGAAACCUGUUUCAGUCUUCCAGAGAUUUGAGACUGGGACGGAGGUUCACCUUCCAGCAGGACAAUGACCCUAAGCAUACUGCUAAAGCAACACUCGAGUGGUUUAAGGGGAAACAUUUAAAUGUCUUGGAAUGGCCUAGUCAAAGCCCAGACCUCAAUCCAAUUGAGAAUCUGUGGUAUGACUUAAAGAUUGCUGUACACCUACGGAACCCAUCCAACUUGAAGGAGCUGGAGCAGUUUUGCCUUGAAGAAUGGGCAAAAAUCCCAGUGGCUAGAUGUGCCAAGCUUAUAGAGACAUACCCCAAGAGACUUGCAGCUGUAAUUGCUGCAAAAUGUGGCUCUACAAAGUAUUGAAUAGUUAUGCACGCUCAUGUUUUUUGUUUUUUUGUCUUAUUUCUUAUUUGUUUCACAAUAAAAAAUAUUUUGCAUCUUCAAAAUGUUGUGUAAAUCAAAUGAUACAAACCACCCAAAAAUCCAUUUUAAUUCCAGGUUGUAAGGCAACAAAAUAGGAAAAAUGCCAAGGGGGGUGAAUACUUUCGCAAGCCACUGUAACAGGGAUGUAAACAAAUUUGUGCACCACAUUUUUGAGAAAUACGUUAUAGAAAAUGUCUGGCCUUGUUUUAGGUUAUCGUCCUGCUGAAAGACACACCUGGUUCCCCCUGAUUAGUAUGCGUAUGCCCUCUUUUCCCCCUUCUCGAUUAUUGUCCCUCAUUGGCUCAUUGGUCUCGUGAGAGCAUUGCAUUCUUUGACAAACACAGAAAGACACUUGUCUAGUGGGCAGGGGGGGAAACACUUGAAAUGCACUCAUUUGAAAUAUGCAAUUAGACUGUUAUGAAUCAAAUCAAAAUGUUAUUGGUCACAUACACAUAUUUAGAAGAUGUUAUUGCUGGUGUAGUGAAAUGCUUGUCAAAGUUGUUUAGGAGAUAGAAGUAGAGAUGCCAUGUCUGUUGGCGCCAUGUAAACCAAUGGUCAUCUAUAAGACAUUUAUUCAUUGAUUUUCUUCUUUGUCUAAUAUACACGUAGUUGCCAGUUUAUUAGGUACACCCAUCUAGUACCGGGUCGGACCCCACUUUGCCUCCAGAACAGCCUAAAUUCUUAAGGUCAUGGAAUCUAGGGCGGCAGGUAGCUUAGUGGUUAAGAGCGUUGUGCCAGUAACCGAAAGGUCGCUCGUUCUAAUCCCUGAGCCGACUAGGUGAAAAAUCUGUCGAUGUGCCCUUGAGCAAGGCACUUAACCCUAAUUGCUCCUGUAAGUCGCUCUGGAUAAGAGCGUCUGCUAAAUGACCUAUUAUUAUAUCUUUAUUUAUUUUUUUUUAUUCUGAUUUUUCAGAAUGUCUCUCUCUAAGUAGGUAAAAUAACAGCUAUGUACAUGUGUCAUUGUGUGUGUCUCUGUCUAAGUAGGUAAAGAACAUGUAUAGACAGCCAGGCACUUACAGUAUAUUUGCAAUAUAAGUAGUUAGGAUUUGAUAAGGUUUUGUGAGCCAAUAGUCAACUAUUAGGCAUGUAUUCAUUCAUCUUUCUAACUUUCUUCUUUAUCUAAUAAAUGUCUUUAUUCAUUCACAACUAGGAUGUUGCUGGUCCCAGUACAGGCAGUGUGGUCCCCUGGUCUUCUGGUACCAGUGCUGAGGGAAAGGAUGCUAGGCUUUACAGAGACAGCUCAGAGGGGAGUGCUGCACUAAACCCCCAGUGUUGAUACAAUAUAACAAGUACAGCUGCACUAAACCCCCAGUGUUGAUAUAAUAUAACAAGUACAGCUGCACUAAACCCCCAGUGUUGAUAUAAUAUAACAAGUACAGCUGCACUAAAACCCCCAGUGUUGAUAUAAUAUAACAAGUACAGCUGGCACAAACCCCCCAGUGUUGAUAUAAUAUAACAAGUACAGCUUCACUAAACCCCCAGUGUUGAUAUAAUAUAACAAGUACAGCUGCACUAAACCCCCAGUGUUGAUAUAAUAUAACAAGUACAGCUGCACUAAACCCCCAGUGUUGAUAUAUAUAACAAGUUACAAAGCUGCACUAAACCCCUAUGUUGAUAAAUAUAACAAGAAAGGGUGCACUAAACCCCUUGGUUAUAAAUUACCAAAAUUUACAGCUCCCCAAAACCCCCAGGUUGAUAUAAUAAACAAGUACGCUGCACAAAACCCCCCAGUGUUGAUAAAAUAAAAACAAGCGCGCACUAAACCCCCAGUGUUGAAUAAUAAAAAAGGGUACAGUGCACAAACCCCCGGGGUUUUUGUUUAAAAUAUAAAAGUACAGCUCCCCAAAAACCCCAUUUGUUGUAUAAACAAGUACAGCUGCAAAAAACCCCCAUUUGAUAUAAUAUAACAAGUACAGCUGCAAAAACCUCCAGUGUUGAUAUAAUAAAACAAAAAGGCACUAAAACCCCGGUGGGUUUAAAAUAAAAACAAGGACGCGGCAUAAACCCCCGUUUUUUGUAUAAAAAAAAAGAAGCUGCACAAAACCCCCCCGGGUUGUAUAAUAAAACCCAAGAAAAGCUCACUAAACCCCCAGUGUUGUUUUUAAAUAACAAGUAAGUGCACUAAACCCCCGGGUGUUUUUAAAUAUAACAAUACAGCGACCAACCCCCCCCAGUGUUGAAAAAAAACAAGUACAGCGCCCAAAAACCCCCAGUGUUGAAUAAUUAAAAAAGUACAGGCAUAAACCCCCGUGUUGAUAAUAAAUUUACAGCUGCACAAAACCCCCAGGUUUUGAAAAUAAAAAAGUCAGGCACAAAACCCCCGUGUGAAUAAUUAAAACAAUUUAGCUGCAUAACCCCAAGUGUUGAACAAUAUAACAAGUACAGGCACUAAACCCCCCAGUGUGAUAUAAUAAAAACAAAAACCCCCAAGUUUUAUUUUCGGACCCAAUAAAAGGAACCUUCCUUGGAAGGAAAUGGUUUUUGUUUUUCCCGGAGCAAACAAUCAUCAACUUGCGUUUUUUUGGCUGGUAAGCAAAAAGCAACAAGGGAAAAAGCGGGGGGGGAAAAGGAAAUAGUUUCGGGUUUUAAAGGGGGGGGGUUGGGGGGGAGGGGGGAAAAGUUUUGUGGACUAAUGUGGUAGUUCCAUUUCUUGAAAGUUAGCGAUUCGUUAGCAACAGACUAUUUUGAGCACAUUGUCAGCAUUCAGCCAGCUGCCCCUCUCCUUGCUCGGGCAGGUUUCGGCGUUCGUCGUCAACGGCCUUACUGGCCAAUACCGCUCCUUUAUCAUCACUCCAUUUGUCUUGUCUUGUCGUGUCUUGUUCAAUCACACACACCUGGUACUCAUUACCUCAUUAGUUCUAGUGUUCUCUUUGUCCUUUGAGAGUGAUUGUUCAUGUUGAGAGUGAGUAGCUCGGUUUUGAGCUACUCUUUCCUUGUAUGUAGCCAAGGUGGAUUUUUCCUUGUGCUAGUUUUCGUUUUGACGCUUGCUGCGCUUAUUCGUGUACACUGAAUAAACUCUGGAUUUCGGUUUUUUUUGUUUUACCUCCUGCACGCCCCCCAUUCCCCAACCUCAUCACACACCAUAAAAGGCCUUUCAUAAUUCAUAAAGGUCAUGUAACUGACUGGAUAUUAUCUCACAGAACAAAACUAUAAGUUCUCCAAAGCCUGUGUACCUAUCCCAAACAACCUUAUUUCCCCCCUUCAUUUCUCCCAUUGCAACGGCCAACGAACCAGAGGUAGAAAAUGCUGCCUCCUUUCAGUUUUUUAGGACUACAAGCUGGCGAGCUCUAUAGGAUAGAAUAUAUAUCUAAAGAGCUGAUGGUCUCAUCAUGUCCUGUAGGGGGACCUCUAUCUUUAAUAAUGGGAACGUCUCUACAGUCUGAACCAGUCAUUUGCAUGAUGUAUUCAGAUCAUCAGUGUCCCUCCCACUUCACUGACAUGUUCAAUAUGGUGAAACCUGCCGUGGGUCUACUGAUUGUCAUCUAUUCAUCUAUGUGACACUCCUCUUUUAUUCUGUACAUUGAUACCAGACUCUUUCCAGCACUCUCACAUAUAACGUGAUCAAACAUGUUCACAUUUCUCUUCACUGUUACUGUCUUAGUGCUUUGUGCUGCAGGUACAGUUUCAUAAUGUUUCAUUUAUUUAACCAGGAAAGUUAAGAACUACAUUCUUAUUUACAAUGACGGCCUUCUAUAGUUAUAGAUAUUGGUGUUUCCAAGCAUACGUUCACUUCACCUGAGUCUUGAUGUAUUCAGGUCUAACUGUAUCUAACUCUAUUGAUUUCAUUCUCACUGUAUCCUUACAGGUCUUGUUGAGGGGAGUGAAGUCACUCAGACACCCACCAUACUCUGGGGACUGAAAGACAGUGAUGCUCAGAUUAACUGCAGUCACACUAAGGGUGUAAACUACUACCAGAUGUACUGGUACAGACAGCGUCCAGGAGAGGGAAUAAAGCAGGUUGCCCUCACUACUCCCAAUUCCAAAUCUGAGUAUUCAGAGGAUUUCAGUGAAGACAAAUAUCCAACUGUUAAGACAGAUGCUGAGAGUGGAUCUUUCACAGUGAAGAAGGUGGAGGCAGGAGACAGCGGCAUGUACUUCUGUGCCGUGUAUGAACACAGUGAUACAGAUGACAAGCACAGCUGCACAAAAACCCCAGAGUUUCAAUAGGAUGGAAUAUAAUAUGUAAAGAGAUGGUCUCAUCACGUACUGUAGGGGGACCUCUAACACUAGUUCUUCUAAUGUCUGAUGGUUUCAUUGUCAUGAUCAUGUAAUCAGUCAUGUUCACAGUGACGGGGUCCUAUGAGCAAGCUUACAGUACAGGCUGUCCUGACACUUCCCUCUAAACACUCUCCACUAUCACCCACCCUAAGGAAAAGGAUACUACAACAUCAAGCCCCUCUCCUUUUCACCUCGAGGCUUCAUCCAGGAGACAACUUCAGAUCACUCCUCCACUGAGGCAUCCUCAUCAUCAAUCAUCCUUCCUCCGCAUCUUCCUCAUCAAUCAUCUUCUCCACUUUUUUUCUCCUCCAUCAUCAUGUUCCAGAGUUCUGAUUCACCUGGGCAACGCCUCUACACUCUUGGUGACCAGGUAUUAAAUCACUUUACGAUGAGAAGCAUAACAAAAAUCUACGAAUGUCAUCAAAAGGAAUGAAAGAUCAUCUCUCAUCUAUCCUGCUUUCUCUCUAUGAGAGUGCUAGAUCUAUAGAGUCUCUCUCUCUCCUCUCAUAGCUCGAUAUUAUAUCUAAUAUCGCUAUCUCUCUCUCUAGAUCUAGCAGAGAGCUCAUGCUCUCUCUCUCUGCUCUUCUCUCUUCUCUCUCUCUCUCUCUCUCUUCCACAGGAGAGUCGUUUAGUAGCAUGGUUAAUCAGAGCCCUGGUUGCACUAAUAGAAGGACUGGGAAGAACGUUCAACUCACCUGCAGCCAUAAUAUUCCUAACUACCAAAUUAUACUAUGGUACCAACAGUCAGCAGGAGACACUGCUAUGAAACUCAUUGGUUAUGUAUAUGUCCAGUCAGUAACCUUGGAGUCACCACUUGAAAAGCACUUCAAUGUGAGUGGAGACGGUAGGAAAGAGGCUUCCCUUCAUCUCCUGAGUCUGAGAGGACCAGAAGACAGUGCAGUUUAUUACUGUGCAGCCAGCCAACACAGUGAUGUAGAGCACCCACUCUCCUCUACAAAAACCCCUUCUGAUCAUUUAACUAUAUGUCCCCAACUGCAGUGUACAUCAACACCCAGCACACCUGCUAUCCACCGCUGUAGAUGUCUGAGCACAUGGAGGAAGUUGAUAUCAAACCUCUAUACCAAAUAAUGUGGUUGAUGUUUUUGCUUUGAAGAAACGGUUGAGGUAUUUCUUCAAAUUACAGCCUAUUUGGUAGUGUGAUUACUGCAGAAUCUAAAACAUAGGUAAACUCUAAAGACUAAAAAAUACAAAUACUUUCAAUGAUGUAGAUACGGGUAUGUUCCACAAUACACCCUUAAGUUGAACAUGAGACCUGUAGGUGAACAAGGUAUCUGCUUGAAUAUCAACAUAAAUUCUGACGUCAAAGUGAUGUCAUUUCCUUCCCCUCCGGCAGCUCAGUUCAGCUCACCGUCUCUAUUGACUUAUUUCCUCUCACCCCUAUGGACUCUGGUCUAAAGUAGUGCACUAUAAAGGGAAUAGGGUGCCAUUUGGGAUGCAGUAUACAUUUGACACUCCCACUAGCUGACAACACAUCUCUGACUAUCUGAAAACCCUUUCUCCUUGUCCAUGUGACACUUCUCUCCAGAACCAUCUCAACAUGAUCACGCUCCUCAUACAAGUAGCAACUCUACUACUAUGGGUGACAGGUACUAAGUCCCUCAUGAAAUAUAUAUUUACUACUGAAGUAUAUUGCUACUGUAUAUUUCAUAUUGUCUGUUUUCAUCCACAGGGCUGUCACAAACAGACAAAGUUUACCAGACUCCUACUGAAAUACUAAAAAGACCUGAAGAUAAAGUUCAGCUCAGCUGCAGCCACAAUGAUCCAAACUACUACAUGAUACUGUGGUACCAACAGUCAGCCCAAAACACUGCUCUGAAACUCAUUGGGUAUGUGAGAAACACCAGUCCAACGGUGGAAGAUUCCUUUAAAGAGCGGUUUAAUGUGAGUGGAGAUGCUGCAACUGGGAAUACGGUGUAUCUACAUAUUCCCAAACUGAGAGAAGCUGAAGACAGUGCAGUGUAUUUCUGUGCUGCUAGUUCAGCACAGUGUUUCACUAUACCCUCUCUCCUCUACAAAAACCCUCUCUGAUCCUCUCAUAUAAUACUGACUACAGCUCUAUACACCUGCACCUGUCUUCAACCACUUCAACAACACUUUGCUAUGAACCAUUUGAUAUCAAACAGAUGGUAAUGAUACUGUUAUAAGUGGCUAGUUUAGAUGGUGUAGGUGCACUUCCUCAGUUCUCCAGCAGGAGGAGGUGUAUAGUGGCACUCUAUGGGCCCUGUUCAAAGGUAGUGCCCUAUAUAGGGAAUAGGGGGUCACUUGGGAUGUAAAAGCUUUCUAAAUGUGUGUGUGGGUCUGGCUCGCCCUACCGUACCUCUUCGCCCUUCCAAAUAAAAUAUUGAAAUAUUUAUAAUUAUUUGACCAAGAAGCACACCAGAAAGACGUACCUCCCCUAGGGGGCCUGGCUCACCCUACCGUACCACACCAACAGAAGUACGCAUCAAUCUCAGAUAAAGCAUCUUAUCGAGCGAAACAGCGCCCCUCUGUCUCCGUAUGUGUAGACCAUGUAUCUGAUGCUGUCUGGACAAAAGGAGUAUGGCAUGUCAUACUUUAUCUGGCCAGACAGCAUCAGAUACAAAUCUAAUCAAAUCUAAUCUAAUUUUAUUGGUCACAUGCGCCGAAUACAACAGGUGCAGACAGUACAGUGAAAUGCUUACUUACAGCCCUUAACCAACAGUGCAUUUAUUUUAAACAAAAAAAGUAAAAAUGAAACAACAACAAAAAAAAGUGUUGAGAAAAAAAAGAGCAGAAGUAAAAUAAAGUGACAGUAGGGAGGCUAUAUAUACAGGGGGGGUACCGUUGCAGAGUCAAUGUGCGGGGGCACCGGCUAGUUGAGGUAGUUGAGGUAAUAUGUACAUGUGGGUAGAGUUAAAGUGACUAUGCAUAAAUACUUAACAGAGUAGCAGCAGCGUAAAAAGGAUGGGGUGGGGGGGCAGUGCAAAUAGUCCGGGUAGCCAUGAUUAGCUGUUCAGGAGUCUUAUGGCUUGGGGGUAGAAGCUGUUGAGAAGUCUUUUGGACCUAGACUUGGCACUCCGGUACCGCUUGCCGUGCGGUAGCAGAGAGAACAGUCUGUGACUAGGGUGGCUGGAGUCUUUGACAAUUUUGAGGGCCUUCCUCUGACACCGCCUGGUAUAGAGGUCCUGGAUGGCAGGAAGCUUUGCCCCAGUGAUGUACUGGGCCGUACGCACUACCCUCUGUAGUGCCUUGUGGUCGGAGGCCAAGCAGUUGCCAUACCAGGCGGUGAUGCAACCAGUCAGGAUGCUCUCGAUGGUGCAGCUGUAGAAUUUGUUGAGGAUCUGAGGACCCAUUCCAAAUCUUUUUAGUCUCCUGAGGGGGAAUAGGCUUUGUCGUGCCCUCUUCACGACUGUCUUGGUGUGUUUGGACCAUGAUAGUUCGUUGGUGAUGUGGACACCAAGGAACUUGAAGCUCUCAACCUGUUCCACUACAGCCCCGUCGAUGAGAAUGGGGGUGUGCUCAGUCCUCUUUUUUUUCCUGUAGUCCACAAUCAUCUCCUUUGUCUUGGUCACGUUGAGGGAGAGGUUGUUGUCCUGGCACCACACGGCCAGAUCUCUGACCUCCUCCCUAUAGGCUGUCUCAUCGUUGUCGGUGAUCAGGCCUACCACUGUUGUGUCGUCGGCAAACUUAAUGAUGGUGUUGGAGUCGUGCCUGGCCAUGCAGUCAUGGGUGAACAGAGAGUACAGGAGGGGACUGAGCACGCACCCCUGAGGGGCCCCCGUGUUGAGGAUCAGUGUGGCAGAUGUGUUGUUACCUACCCUUACCACCUGGGGGCGGCCCGUCAGGAAGUCCAGGAUCCAGUUGCAGAGGGAGGUGUUUAGUCCCAGGAUCCUUAGCUUAGUGAUGAGCUUAGAGGGCACUAUGGUGUUGAAUGCUGAGCUGUAGUCAAUGAAUAGCAUUCUCACGUAGGUGUUCCUCUUGUCCAGGUGGGAAAGGGCAGUGUGGAGUGCAAUAGAGAUUGCAUCAUCUGUGGAUCUGUUGGGGCGGUAUGCAAAUUGGAGUGGGUCUAGGGUUUCUGGGAUAAUGCUGUUGAUGUGAGCCAUGACCAGCCUUUCAAAGCACUUCAUGGCUACAGACGUCAGUGCUACGGGUCGGUAGUCAUUUAGGCAGGUUAUCUUAGAGUCCUUGGGCACGGGGGACUAUGGUGGUCUGCUUGAAACAUGUUGGUAUUACAGACUCAGUCAGGGACAUGUUGGAAAUGUCAGUGAAGACACUUGCCAGUUGGUCAGCACAUGCUCGGAGUACACGUCCUGGUAAUCCGUCUGGCCCUGCGGCCUUGUGAAUGUUGACCUGCUUAAAAGUCUUACUCACAUCGGCUACGGAGAGCGUGAUCACAUAGUCAUCCGGAACAGCUGGUGCUCUCAUGCAUGCUUCAGUGUUGCUUGCCUCGAAGCGAGCAUAGAAGUGGUUUAGCUCGUCUGGUAGGCUUGUGUCACUGGGCAGCUCGCGGCUGUGCUUCCCUUUUGUAGUCUGUAAUAGUUUUCAAGCCCUGCCACAUCAGACGAGCGUCAGAGCCAGUGUAGUACGAUUCAAUCUUAGACCUGUAUUGACUCUUUGCCUGUUUGAUGGUUCGUCGGAGGUCAUAGCGGGAUUUCUUAUAAGCGUCCGGGUUAGAGUCCCGUUCCUUGAAAGCGGCAGCUCUACCCUUUAGCUCAGUGCGGAUGUUUCCUGUAAUCCAUGGCUUCUGGUUGGGGUAUGUACGUACGGUCACUGUGGGGAUGACAUCAUCGAUGCACUUAUUCAUGAAGCCAGUGACUGAUGUGGUGUACUCCUCAAUGCUGUCUGAAGAAUCCCGGAACAUGUUCCAGUCUGUGCUAGCAAAACAGUCCUGUAGCUUAGCAUCUGCGUCAUCUGACCACUUUUUUAUUAACCGAGUCACUGGUGCUUCCUGCUUUAGUUUUUUGCUUAUAAGCAGGAAUCAGGAGGAUAGAGUUAUGGUCAGAUUUGCCAAAUGGAGGGCGAGGGAGAGCUUUGUAUGCGUCUCUGUGUGUGGAGUAAAGGUGGUCUAGAGUUUUUUUCCCUCUGGUUGCACAUUUAACAUGCUGGUAGAAAUUAGGUAGAACGGAUUUAAGUUUCCCUGCAUUAAAGUCCCCGGCCACUAGGAGCGCUGCAUCUGGAUGAGCGUUUUCCUGUUGAUUAAUGGCCUUGUACAACUCAUUCAGUGCAAUCUUAAUACCAGCAUUGGUUUGUGGUGGUAAAUAGACAGCUAUGAAAAAUAUAGAUGAAAACUCUCUUGGUAAAUAGUGUGGUCUACAGCUUAUCAUAAGAUACUCUAACUCAGGCGAGCAAAACCUCGAGACUUCCUUAGUAUUUGGUUUUGUGCACCAGCUGUUGUUUACAAAUAUACACAGACCGCCACCCCUUGUCUUACUGGAGUCCGCCGUUCUGUCCUGCCGAUGUAGCGUAUAGCCUGCUAGCUGAAUGUUAUCAUUGUCGUCGUUCAGCCACGACUCGGUGAAACAUAAUAUAUUACAGUUUUUAAUGUCCCGUUGGUAGGAUAACCGUAAUCUUAAAUCGUCCACUUUAUUUUCAAAAGAUUGAACGUUGGCUAAUAGGAUUGAUGGAAGAGGCAGUUUACUCGCUCGCCGUCGAAUCCUUACAAGGCACCCCGAUCUGCGUCCACGAUAUCUCCGUCUCUUCUUCACGCGAAUGACGGGGAUUUGUGCCUUGUCGGGUGUCUGUAUGAUAUCCUUCGCGGCCGCCUCGUUGAAGAAAAAAUAUUCGUCCAAUACGAGGUGAGUAAUCGCUGUCCUGAUAUCCAGAAGCUCUUUUUGGUUAUAAGAGACGAUGGCAGAAACAUUAUGUACAAAAUAAAUUACAAAUAACGCGGAAAAACACACAUAAUAGUACAAUUGGUUAGAGGGCUGUAAAACGGCAGCCAUCUUCUCCGGCGCUGUUGCAUAAAUUAUCAAGGGCUACAUACUGUAUUGAGUGUGUGAGCAUUGGUGCAUUAGUGUGUGUGUAUGUGUGUAUGUGAAGAGUGUCAGGGUCAGUGUGUGGCUGAGUGGUAGAGACCUGAGGAUGGCUGAGUGGUAGAGACCUGAGGAUGGCUGAGUGGUAGAGACCUGAGGAUGGCUGAGUGGUAGAAACCUGAGGAUGGCUGAGUGGUAGAGACCUGAGGAUGGCUGAGUGGUAGAGACCUGAGGAUGGCUGAGUGGUAGAGACCUGAGGAUGGCUGAGUGGUAGAGACCUCAGGAUGGCUGAGUGGUAGAGACCUGAGGAUGGCUGAGUGGUAGAGACCUGAGGAUGGCUGAGUGGUAGAGACCUGAGGAUGGCUGAGUGGUGGAGACCUGAGGAUGGCUGAGUGGUGGAGACCUGAGGAUGGCUGAGUGGUAGAGACCUGAGGAUGGCUGAGUGGUAGAGACCUGGGGAUGGCUGAGUGGUAGAGACUUGAGGAUGGCUGAGUGGUAGAGACCAGAGGAUAUACAGUCCCAUCGGAAAGUAUUCACACCCCUUAACUUUUUACACAAUUUGUUACAUUACAGCCUUAUUCUAAAAUGGAUUAAAUAAAAAAUAUUCAGCAAUCUACACACAUUUCCCCAUAAUGACAAAGCGAAAACAGGCUUUUAGAAAUUGUUGUAAAAUGUAUUACAAAUUAAAAACAGAAAUACAUAGAACACUAUGUAAAAUCUGAGGAAACCAGGCCUGCUAUUCAUAGCAGACUUCGAAAAGGCAUUUGAUAAAGUACGACUGGGGUUUAUAUAUAAAUGCCUGGAGCGUUUCAAUUUAGGAGAAUCUCUUAUAAAAGGGGUCAAAAUCAUGUAUAGUAACCCUAGGUGUAAAAUAGUAAAUAAUGGCUAUUUCUCAGAGAGUUUUAAACUGUCAAGAGGAGUGAAACAAGGUUGUCCACUAUCGGCAUAUCUAUUUAUUGUGGCCAUCGAGAUGUUAGCUAUUAAAAUCAGAUCCAACAAUAAUAUCAGGGGAUUAGAAAUCCAGGGCUUAAAAACAAAGGUGUCAUUGUACGCUGAUGAUUCAUGUUUUCUUUUAAAUCCACAACUAGAAUCCCUCCACAGCCUCAUAGAGGAUCUAGAUACAUUUGCUAACCUCUCUGGAUUACAACAAAAUUAUGACAAAUGUACUAUAUUACGUAUUUGAUCACUAAAAAAUAAAAAAUGUACAUUACCAUGUAGUUUACCAAUAAAAUGGUCUGAUGGUGAUGUGGAUAUACUCGGAAUACAUAUCCCAAAGGAAAUAAAUGAUCUCACUUCAAUAAAUGUUAAUAGAAAUUUAGCAAAAAUAGACAAGAUCUUACUACCAUGGAAAGGUAAAUACCUGUCAAUUUGUGGAAAAAUCACCCUGAUUAACUCUUUAGUGUUAUCCCAGUUUACCUAUUUGCUUAUGGUCUUGCCUAUGCCUAGCGAACAGUUUUUUAAAUUAUAUGAGAAAAAAAUAUUCAAUUGUAUUUGGAACGGCAAGCCAGACAAAAUUAAAAGAGCAUAUUUAAAUAAUGAAUAUGAAUUCGGAGGACAGAAAGGAUUAAAUAUUAAAGCAUUAGACCUAUCACUAAAAGCUUCAGUCAUACAAAAGUUAUACUUAAAUCCGAACUGGUUCUCUAGCAAAUUAGUAAGAUUGUCUCACCCAAUGUUCAAGAAUGGCCUUUUUCCCUUUAUUCAGAUUACAACCACUCACUUUCAGUUAUUUGAAAAGGAAAUCAUCUCCCAAAUAUCACUAUUUCUAAAACAAGCCAUAGAAAGUUGGUUGCAAUUUCAAUUUAAUCCUCCAGAAACGACAGAACAAAUAAUGCAACAAAUAUUGUUGUUAAACUCAAAUAUACUAAUUGACAAAAUAAUACAAUCUUCCCAGCUCUGCAGAUUUUGCUGCGAAGAGACAGAAUCAUUAGAUCAUUUGUUUUGGUACUGUCCAUUUGUAGCUUGUUUUUGGACACAGGUCCAGGAAUGGCUAAAGGAUUGCAAUAUUUACCUGGAGCUAACCUUGCAGAUAGCAUUACUGGGUGAUCUGAAAAGUCCUAGUCAAUCGAUCAAUAACACAAUAAUACUUUUAGCAAAAAAAAAUAUUUUCCAUUCACAAUCUGUAGAAACAAUGAGAAUAGAAAGGUUCAGAACUUUGUUAAGACAUCACAGUACAGUUGAAAUAUAUAUGGCAAAUAGAAAUCCAAUAUGGAUGGUGUUAAGAGAUAGAUGGGAGGUGUUGAAUGAAAUUGAAGGAUGGGACUAAUAACAACUAACAACAAAUAAUAACAAGAUAACUAAUAAUGUAAGCAUACUGUGUCCAUAAUAAGUAUAUAGGUUGUAUGUUUGGAGCUUUUGGGAAAGAGCACAGUUAGAAAGAUAUGGCAUAUAGAAGCAAACCGGAUGGACAUCAUGAAAACGAUCGGAGGGGUUGAGAGUAGAAGAAGUUCAGGAGAAAAAACAAACAAAAUAUAAUUAUUGUAAAAUUGACUGUGUCCAUAAAAUGUAGAUAGUAUGUAUAAGCUGGAAGUAGAGGCCUGGGCAUUGUUUUUCACUAGUUUACCCCAAGUAGGGAAAGGGUGGUGGGGUUGGAAAGUAAUAAAGGGGAGUAUAUAUAUAUAUAUAUAUUUUUAAGCAUAUGUAUGUGAAUGUAUGUAUGUAUGUGUGUAUAUAUGUGUGUGUAUAUAUAUAUAUGUGUAUAUGUAUGUAUAUAUAUAUGUAUAUGUAUGUGUAUGUAUGUAUAUAAAAAAUAAAAUAAAAAACGUAUUUACAUACAGUGAUGAUGAAUUACCAUAAUCUACAGUGGGGAGAACAAGUAUUUGAUACACUGCCAAUUUUGCAGGUUUUCCUACUUACAAAGCAUGUAGAGGUCUGUAAUUUUGAUCAUAGGUACACUUCAACUGUGAGAGACGGAAUCUAAAACAAAAAUCCAGAAAAUCACAUUGUAUUAUUUUUAAGUAAUUAAUUUGCAUUUUCUUUCAUUGUCAUGAUCAUGUAAUCAGUCAUGUUCACAGUGAGGUCCUAUGAGCAAGCUUUACAGUACAGGCUUCCUGCCACUCCCUCUAACACUCUCACUAUCCACCACCCUAAAGGAAACAGGAUACUACAACAUCAGCCCCUCUCCUUUCACCUCAGAGCUUCAUCCAGGAGACACUCAUAUCACUCCUCCACUGAGGAAUCCUCAUCAUCAUCGUCUUCCUCCGCAUCUUCAUCAUCAUCAUCUUCUCCUUCAUCAUCAUGUUCAGAGUUCUGAUUCACCUGGCAGCUCUACCACUCUGGGUGACAGGUAUUACAUGACUUACGAUGAGAAGCCUUACAAAUCUACCAAUGUCAUCAAACUGAAUAAAAUAUCCUCCUCUCUCCUUCUCUCUCUCUCUCCCCAAAACCCCCCUCCCUGGGGCCCUUUUUAAAAAAUUUUUCCCCCUUUCCCCUUUCCCCCAAAAAAGGGAAAAAAAAAAAAAAAUUUUUUUAAUUAUGGAAAAAAUUAAAAAAAGAAAAAAAAAAGGGGGUUUUUUUUUCCUUUUUUCCCCCAAAAAGGGGGGGAAAGGGGUUUUGGAAAAAAAAAGGGGGUUUUUUUUAAAAAUUUUAAGCAAAAAGGGGAAAUUAGAAAACCUUUUUUUUAAAAUUUUUAAAUUUUCUUUUAAUAAAUUUUUAGGAUUUGAUAUAAAAAUAAAAAAAAAAUUUCCCCCCUUUUUUUAAAUUAAUUCUACUGGGGCAAGUUUUGUUUAAACCCCCUUUCGGUUUUCCAAAAAAACCAUGAAAGGGUUUUUUUUAACCUUUAACGGGGAAAAAACCCCUCCCAAAAAUAAAUUUUUUUUUUAAAAAUUUUUUUUUUUUCCCAAUUAACCGUCACGUAGGCCAUACAACUUUACCCCCCUUCCUACUCCCAACCCCCUUUUUCCCCACCACCCAAAGGGCAACCCCUUUCCCCCUUUUUCCCCCCCCGGGGAAAUUUUUCCCACACCCCAAAAAAUUUUUUUCCCCCCUUAAAAUUUUUUUUUUCCCCCAUUAAGCGACCCCUUUUUUACAUUUUUUUAAAAAAUUCUUUAAAACCCCCCUUUUCAAACUACCCCCCUUUUUCCCCCUUUUUUCCCCCGGGGUUAAUUCCCCCCCCCCCAAAAAAAAUUAAAAUUUCCCCCCCCCCCCUUUUAAUUGUUUUUUCUGUUUUCUUUUUCCCCCUUUUUUUUCCUCUCCCCCCUUUCCUCUCUUUUCCCCCCAGGGAGUUUUAGUAGCUGGAAAAGAGCCCUUUGCACUAAUAGAAGGAGGGGAAAACGUUUUUUUCCCCUGAACAACUGUUCCAAACUCAAACGGGGGGAAAAGUUUUGAGAAGACACAAGUAUUGUUUCACAAAAUUUGUCUUAUUGUUAUGAAUAUUUUUGUCAGAUGUAAAAGCUUUCCAUAAGUGUCAAAGGCUUUAAUUGACAAUUACAUUAAGUUUAUGCAAAGAGUCAAUAUUUUCAGUGUUGACCCUUCUUUUUCAAGACUUCUGCAAUCCACCCUGGCAUGCUGUCAAUUAACUUCUGGGCCACAUCCUGACUGAUGGCAGCCCAUUCUUGCAUAAUCAAUGCUUGGAGUUUGUCAGAAUUUGUGGGGUUUUUUUUGUCCACCCGCCUCUUGAGGAUCGACCACAAGUUCUCAAUGGGAUUAAGGUGUGGGGAGUUUCCUGGCCAUGGACCCAAAAUGUUGAUGUUUUGUUCCCCGAGCCACUUAGUUAUCACUUUCGCCUCAUGGCAAGGUGCUCCAUCAUGCUGGAAAAGGCAUUGGUCGUCACCAAACUGUUCUUGGAUGGUUGGGAGAAGUUGCUCUCGGAGGAUGUGUUGGUACCAUUCUUUAUUCAUGGCUGUGUUCUUAGGCAAAAUUGUGAGUGAGCCCACUCCCUUGGCUGAGAAGCAACCCCACACAUGAAUGGUCUCAGGAUGCUUUACUGUUGGCAUGACACAGGACUGAUGAUAGUGCUCACCUUGUCUUCUCCGGACAAGCUUUUUUCCCGGAUGCCCCAAACAAUCGGAAAGGGGAUUCAUCAGAGAAAAUGACUUUACCCCAGUCCUCAGCAGUCCAAUUGCCCUGUACCUUUUGCAGAAUAUCAGUCUGUCCCUGAUGUUUUUCCUGGAGAGAAGUGGCUUCCUCGCUGCCCUUCUUGACACCAGGCCAUCCUCCAAAAGUAUUCGCCUCACUGUGCGUGCAGAUGCACUCACACCUGCCUGCUGCCAUUCCUGAGCAAGCUCUGGACUGGUGGUGCCCCGAUCCUGCAGCUGAAUCAACUUUAGGAGACGGUCCUGGCGCUUGCUGGACUUUCUUGGGCGCCCUGAUGCCUUCUUUACAACAAUUGAACCUCUCUCCUCGAAGUUCUUGAUGAUCCGAUAAAUGGUUGAUUUAGGUACAAUCUUACUAGCAGCAAUAUCCUUGCCUGUGAAGCCCUUUUUGUGGAAAGCAAUGAUGACGGCACGUGUUUCCUUGCAGGUAACCAUGGUUAACAGAGGAAGAACAAUGAUUUCAAGCACCACCCUCCUUUUAAAGCUUCCAGUCUGUUAUUCUAACUCAAUCAGCAUGACAGAGUGAUCUCCAGCCUUGUCCUCGUCAACACUCUCACCUGUGUUAACGAGAGAAUCACUGACAUGAUGUCAGCUGGUCCUUUUGUGGCAGGGCUGAAAUGCAGUGGAAAUGUUUUUUGGGGAUUAAGUUCAUUUUCAUGGCAAAGAGGGACUUUGCAAUUAAUUGCAAUUCAUCUGAUCACUCUUCAUAACAUUAUGGAGUAUAUGCAAAUUGCCAUCAUAAAAACUGAGGCAGCAGACUUUGUGAAAAUUAAUAUAUGUGUAAUUCUCAAAACUUUUGACCACGACUGUACAAGCUGGCGAGCUCUAUAGGUUAGAAUAUAAUAUCUAAAGAGCUGAUGGUCUCAUCAUGUCCUGUAGGGGGACCUCUAUCUUUAAUAAUGGGAACGUCUCUACAGUCUGAACCAGUCAUUUGCAUGAUGUAUUCAGAUCAUCAGUGUCCCUCCCACUUCACUGACAUGUUCAAUAUGGUGAAACCUGCCGUGGUCUACUGAUUGUCAUCUAUUCAUCUAUGUGACACUCCUCUUUUAUUCUGUACAUUGAUACCAGACUCUUUCCAGCACUCUCACAUAUAACGUGAUCAAACAUGUUCACAUUUCUCUUCACUGUUACUGUCUUAGUGCUCUGUGCUGCAGGUACAGUUUCAUAAUGUUUCAUUUAUUUAACCAGGAAAGUUAAGAUCAAAAUUCUUAUUUACAAUGACGGUCAACUAUAGUUAUAGAUAUUGAUGUUUCCAAGCAUACGUUCACUUCACCUGAGUCUUGAUGUAUUCAGGUCUAACUGUAUCUAACUCUAUUGAUUUCAUUCUCACUGUAUCCUUACAGGUCUUGUUGAGGGGAGUGAAGUCACUCAGACACCCACCAUACUCUGGGGACUGAAAGACAGUGAUGCUCAGAUGAACUGCAGUCACACUAAGGGAGCUACCUACUUCCAGAUGUACUGGUACAGACAGCGUCCAGGAGAGGGAAUGAAGCAGGUAGCCUUCACUACUCCCAAUUCCAAAUCGGAGUAUUCAGGGGAUUUCAGUGAAGACAAAUAUCCAACUGUUAGGAAUGCAGCUGAGAGUGGAUCUUUCACAGUGAAGAAGGUGGAGGCAGGAGACAGCGGCAUGUACUUCUGUGCUGUGAGUGAACACAGUGAUACAGACGACAAGCACAGCUGCACAAAAACCCCAGAGUUUCAAUAGGAUGGAAUAUAAUAUGUAAAGAGAUGGUCUCAUCACGUACUGUAGGGGGACCUCUAACUCUAGUUCUUCUAAUGUCUGAUGGUUUCAUUGUCAUGAUCAUGUAAUCAGUCAUGUUCACAGUGAGGUCCUAUGAGCAAGCUUUACAGUACAGGCUUCCUGACACUCCCUCUAACACUCUCACUAUCCACCACCCUAAAGGAAACAGGAUACUACAACAUCAGCCCCUCUCCUUUCACCUCAGAGCUUCAUCCAGGAGACACUCAUAUCACUCCUCCACUGAGGCUUCCUCAUCAUCAUCGUCUUCCUCAGCAUCUUCAUCAUCAUCAUCUUCUCCUUCAUCAUCAUGUUCAGAGUUCUGAUUCACCUGGCAGCUCUACCACUCUGGGUGACAGGUAUUAAAUCACUUACGAUGAGAAGCCUAACAAAUCUACGAGAUGUCAUCAAACUGAAUAAAAUAUCCUCUCUCUCACUCCUUCUCUCCUCUCUCUCUCUCCUCUCUCUCUCUCUCUCUCCUCUCUCUCCUCUCUCUCUCUCUCUCUCUCUCUCUCUCUCUCUCUCUCUCUCUCUCUCUCUCUCUCUCUCCCCCUCUCUCUCUCUCUCUCUCUCUCUCUCUCCCUCUCUCUCUCUCUCUCUCUCCACAGGAGAGUCGUUUAGUAGCAUGGUUAAUCAGAGCCCUGUUGCACUAAUAGGAGGACCUGGAAGAAACGUUCAACUCACCUGCAGCCAUACUAUUCCUAACUACCGAAUGAUACUAUGGUACCAACAGUCAGCAGGAGACACUGCUAUGAAACUCAUUGGUUAUGUAAAUGUCCAGUCAAUAACCUUGGAGUCACCACUUGAAAAGCACUUCAAUGUGAGUGGAGAUGGUAGGAAAGAGGCUCAUCUUCAUCUCCUGAGUCUGAGAGGACCUGAAGACAGUGCAGUUUAUUACUGUGCAGCCAGCCAACACAGUGAUGUAGAGCACCCACUCUCCUCUACA
This is a messenger RNA of Coregonus sp. 'balchen', 23313 nucleotides long. The record is from the annotation of a GenBank genome assembly. Lineage: Eukaryota; Metazoa; Chordata; Actinopteri; Salmoniformes; Salmonidae.